Messenger RNA from Medioppia subpectinata, 572 nucleotides. Lineage: Eukaryota; Metazoa; Arthropoda; Arachnida; Sarcoptiformes; Oppiidae. The record is from the annotation of a GenBank genome assembly.
UUCAAGAAACUAAUGAUAAGCUUACCCAGACGGAAAGAUUUGAAGUGAACGGCUUCUGUGGCCGACCGGAGCGUCCGAUCCGAUCGCGUCUAAUGCCAGACAAAUCUCGUUAUAAUGAAGGAGAAGACGUGACCUUUCAAUGCAAUCAAUACUGGAAUUAUUUGCAAACAAAACGCUGUGUUAGAGGACAAUGGAUUGGAGACCAGUUUCGAUGCGGGAAAGCCGUUGUCGACAAUGACUUAAAUUCAGUCAAAGUGGAGGACUUGAGCGGAGAGACACCUAAUGUAUUAUUUAAUACAAACUUUACACUAAUUCCGGGCAAUAAGUUUCCGAAUUCAUUCCUCUCGAGUCGUUGCGAAACUAAAUUUGAGGUCAAAACCGAUGGACUCGUCCGCUGGACACUCGGUCUUCAACGGCCCAUCUCUUUGCCAUUCUUUCGCAUAAAUUAUCAUUUACUUAACGUAUCGGUCGAGGAGUCGUUGCAAUUAAAUUUGACGGCCGCUGUAAGUGUGGGUCCGCACAGAACCUGUAGACAUGUGUUUAGAGAUUUAAAAAAAUUGUGGAGAUUUGGC